Molecule: messenger RNA, 1460 nt
Organism: Vigna angularis (adzuki bean)
Lineage: Eukaryota; Viridiplantae; Streptophyta; Magnoliopsida; Fabales; Fabaceae
Exons: 3
Coding region: 426-1259 (277 amino acids)
Source: RefSeq, a predicted model, not a curated record
CUAAAAGAAACCUCUGCUAUUGGCCUCGUUGGUGUUCUCUCUCAGACCCUGACACCAAGACACAGACUUUUAUUAUCACUGAUGUCACAUCUCCACCUUACUCAUCAUAACAUCCUUUCUACCUUCUAAUUUUCACACCUAUCACCACCCUCUUUUCACUCUCUGCUGCUGCUCAUUGAAAUCAAUGAAAUCAUUGAUAUUAGUGUUGUAUAUUGGAGAGCCAUAAUAAUUUAUAAUCGCUUAAUCAUUGGGCUCUCUCUUCUCUUUUUUUUUUUCAUCCAAGCCAAUCAAUCUUUGCUUAUGAUAUGCCAUAUCAUUACAGAUUGGUUGGUGGGUGUGGAAGGAGGAGAUUUUAUAGUGGUCAACGAUUUGCUUUGAACUGCUAAAGAAUCAUUCAAAGAUCCAGUUGAGUGAGAACUAGGAAGAUGGGAUCUUUCAUAGGUCAUAUAUUACCAGGGACCUUGUUUCUUCUAGUUGGGGUAUGGCAUAUAUGGGGAUCUGUGGUGAGGUAUGUAUCAAAUCCUAAGACAUUCAGAGUCCAUGUUUGGAAUCCAGUACCAGGGUUUAAUGGGAGACUCAAGCACUUGGAGCUCUAUGUCAUUUCAAUUGGUGCUUUCAUUGACUUGUGUGUGGAGCUUUUGUUAGCAACCCACCUUAGGUUUUUUGUAGAUGGAUCCUUGAACACCACUUACUUCAACAACUUUGAGCACUCUGGAAUGCUUCUAAUGUUUCUUAUCUAUGGUGUUGUUGCCCUCUUCUCGGAAAAGACACGAUAUCUUCCCUUGCCGGUGAGUGCUCUUUGUUUGAUUGCUGCCACAGCAUUCUGUGCAGAGUAUCUUCUAUUCUACUUUCACUCAACAACACACAAAGGCCUUGAGGGAUAUUACCAUGUCCUCCUUGCUUUCCUCAUUGGCCUUUGCAUUAUAUCUUCAAUUGCAGGGGCCCUUCUGUCUACCAGCUUCCCAGUAGAUUUAUGUAAUGGCAUUGCCAUAACGCUGCAAGGAAUCUGGUUCUAUCAGACUGCAUUUGUUCUUUAUGGUCCCAUGCUACCCUCUGGUUGUAGGCUCAAGGAUAGUCAUAUCACAUGCCAUGCAAAAGAGAGUGAGGUUCGGGCUGAACUGCUUGCUAAUGUUCAACUCUUUGUUGCAGUCCUCACUGUUCUUGUAGGAACUGUAGCAUCCUAUGGCUUUGCAGCUUCAAGAUAUAUGCCAACUGUGAAAAACUUGCAAGCAAUUCAAGUUGAGUUAGACAAGGAAUGAAGUACCAACUCAAUGCAGCAUGGUUGACACAUGAUUUUUUUCUUUAAAUUUGUUGUCAGAGAUUUGUUCCUCAAGUUAAUAUAAGUUGAAAAGUAUCAAUCUCUUAAACAAAUCUCAUUACUUUCAUAGUGAUUGACUCUGUGCUGGGAAUAUCUUAGUAAAAGAAAAGAAGAAGAUGAGGAAUGCAGUUGGUUUUGCAGU